Molecule: messenger RNA, 1269 nt
Organism: Aureobasidium uvarum
Lineage: Eukaryota; Fungi; Ascomycota; Dothideomycetes; Dothideales; Saccotheciaceae
Source: the annotation of a GenBank genome assembly
AUGGCUUCCUUCCUCAAAGAAANNAAAAUCACUGGAGCUCAAUCCGACGUCGACAGUGGUAACGCUGACAAGUACUAUAUCCAAGUGGCCGCAGCAACUUCCUACGAUGACUCCAAGGCCAAACAAGUCAUCAUCAAUGGUGCUCCCACACAAUUGAGCAAGAACGCAAAAGUCGCUGUCCGGAUCAAGGAAUAUCAAGGUUUACCUGUGGGCUCUCCGGCAACUUCUUCAUACUUCGAGGAUCACGCACAUUUACAGGAUACAUACAGUAUAGCCGUCUCCUGGAUCCCCGAAGAAGACAUUGACGCUGAUGACUUGGUCUGGGGUAUUGAACUCAUCAAUCCAAUCCGCGACCGUAUACCUGGACGCUUCAUCACCACCGCUUUCAACAUUGUCAAAGGCUUUGUGGACUCGAGUUUGAGAUGCGAUCCCAAUGCAGACCGACCCUGGUUGAAUGGACCCGCGCUAUGCUCUACAGCCAUAACCUUCAGCAUUGGUCCCAAAGGCACCUGCGAGCUGCCAGCCAUACUAGCAGAAGGCGGCCUUGCUGAUGACUCUGCCAUACGCCAAAGUCACAGUAUCCCCACGUCCGACUCACAACGCCGCAAACACUUUCUGGACGAGCAGAAACGCAAGGACUUUGUGUUUGAAAAGGGACGUUGCUAUGCCUUUGACUUUCACAACGGCUACAUCGACUGGAAAAACUACGCCCUGAAGCUCCCAGGUUUCUCCUUCGGAGUCUUGAAAUACAUCAACGACAGAACACACACAACAAGAUUCGUGCUCAAGAGCCGCAAGACUGGAAAUGUGUUUGUAGCGACAACAUUCCGCUUACUCUACGGCGAAGAAUUGGAAAAGGCAAAGAAGACGAGUGCCGCUGCUGCCGGAGCACAGACAGGUGAGAGUGCAGCGGGACAAUCCCAGCAUGUAAACACAGCUGAGGAUCUCCAAAAGGAGCCAACGCCAAACGGAAGCCUCGAAAACUCGAACGGCGAUCCGGAAACGCUGGGGCCGCUAAAGGGACCUGAGACGGAGAAUGUCGACAAGGGGAAACUGGUACAACAACCGCUGCAGGGACCCGAGGAGCCUGAUACGAAAAACUUGGAGGACGCUGGUGGAUCCGAGAGUCUUGUAGAUGGUGGCUCAGAGAUGACAUCUAAGCAUGAUGAGGAACAUCCUGCAGGCAAUGCAGCCGAUCAGGUGAUAGCAGAGUCUGAAGAAAGAAGGAAGAGUGGGCAGCACGAGAGGUCGGUCGGUGGGCAUGCUUGA